AUUUAUCCAUGUGAAAUUCAAUACUUACAAAAAAAAAAACUUUUUCAAGGGUGAGAUGAGAGUCCAUACUCGAGAGACACAAACAGUAAGAGACAGAUACACAGUGCAGGAAUUAUGGCAUGAAAAAGAUCAAAACUGCAUUAAACAACCUCAUUUACUCCUUCACCUACACUCGCCAAUUUUCAGAAGCUGCAGUUUCUUUGCCUUAACACACUCUCUCUCUCUCCCUCCCUUUCUCUCUCCCUCAUCUUAUGCACCCUUCACUCAAUAACUUCACUUUUUAUGUAUAGCAAAACCAGAACACAAAUGUGGAAAAAAUGAGCCAAAAGUGAUGGAUGGAGUUUACAUUUCUAGCUUAAAAAAAUGCCCAUAAGCUAGUUUUCGAUCCAGAGUGUCUGUUUCUGUUGAUAUUAAAUCCUAAAUAAGACGAAUGAUCUUGGGUUUUGACAAGGCUGCUGUCUUAUUAUUAGCUACCGGUGUAGGUGAAUAUUCUUGAUUUUCUCAUCUUUGUGAAAUGCAUUUUCUCUCCUCAUACUUUGUUGUAAAAAUAUUGUAUUAAUUUCAAUUUUUUCUUCUGGGAAAAAUAUUGGGUUUUGUGGAGUUGAGGUUUGACACUAUUUAGUUAUGGACUUGUGUAGUUGUUUGUUAGAUGAUAUAUUCAUAUGGGUGUCCAAGAUUUAUACAUGGAAAGCUAGAUUUCUUGCCCAAAUGCUCAUAUUCUUUGUGUUGUUUUGUAACCUGUCUAGAGUGGUUGUGAGUCUAGGCUCCAUGUCUUCAGUUUCUGUUUCUUAUGGAGAAAAGGGUCCUGUUUUCUGUGGUAUAAAAUCAGAUGGGUCUCAUCUGGUGACUUGUUUUGGUUCGAAUCCGGCUAUAAUUUAUGCAACUCCUUCGAAUCUGCAAUUUAUUGGUCUUACUGCUGGUAGUGGAUUUGUUUGUGGACUUUUGAUGGCUUCUAACCAACCUUAUUGUUGGGGAAAUAGUAAUUUUAUCGGGAUAGGGGUUCCCCAACCAAUGUCUGAAGGUUCGCAAUACCUGGAAAUUAGUGCAGGUGAUCAGCAUUUAUGCGGUUUGCGUAUACCUUUAAAGGGUAAACAUAGGAAUGUUUCUCUAGUUGAUUGUUGGGGGUAUAAUAUGACGAAGAACCAUGUUUUUUAUGGGCAAACUCAGUCUAUUUCAGCUGGUUCGGAGUUUAAUUGUGGAUUAUUUGCACAGAACAGAAGUGUUUUUUGUUGGGGUGAUGAGACUAGUAGUAGAGUGAUCAGUUUAAUUCCUAACAAGAGGUUUCAGAGAAUUGCAGCUGGUGGGUAUCAUGUUUGUGGGAUUUUGGAGGGAGUUGAUUCUCGAGCAUAUUGUUGGGGAACAAGUUUGGGUGAACAAGUGGAAAUAUCUUACACAAACUUAGCUGAACAUAAUGUGGACUUUGCUCCAAGUGAUCCGAUGCUUGCUGUUGUGGGCGGGAAGUUUCAUGCUUGUGGAAUAAAGAGUUACAAUCGUGAAGUUGUUUGUUGGGGCUAUCUUAUUGAAGGAAGUACUCCGCCUCCCAAAGGAGCUAGGCUAUAUGGUAUCACUGCUGGUGACUAUUUUACAUGUGGGGUUCUUGCGGAGACUUCUCUUAGGCCUGUUUGUUGGGGUUCUGGACUUCCGUCUUCGCUCCCUUUAGCUGUUUCUCCUGGUUUUUGUAAGCCUAAUCCUUGUGUACCUGGUUAUUAUGAAUUUAAUAAUGGCAGUGCACCUUGCAGAACUGGGUAUCGAAUUUGUCUGCCUUGCAGUGAGAGCUGUCCUGCUGAAAUGUAUCAGACAUAUAAGUGCACUUUAACAUCUGAUAGACAGUGCGGAUAUAAUUGUUCUGAUUGUACCUCAGGUGAAUGUCAUGCAGGCUGUUCUAGUUUAACUUCUGCUACUGGAAAGAAGAAUUCAAAAUAUUGGUCCCUUCAACUGCCAGUGAUCAUUGCUGAGGUUGCCUUUGCUGUUUUCUUGUCAAGUAUAGUGUCUUUGACUGCUAUUUUAUAUGUUCGUUACAAGUUAAGGAACUGUCGAUGUUCCUCCAAAGGACAAAAAAUUAAGAAAAGUAAUGCCAGCUCUUCUCCAAGAAAUCGUGGGAAGGUGCAGCCAGAUGUAGAGGAGAUUAAGAUUAGGAGAGCACAGUUGUUCACGUACGAAGAUCUUAAAAAUGCAACUCAUGGCUUUAAAGAAGAAUCACAAGUAGGAAAGGGGAGUUUUUCCUGCGUCUUCAAAGGAAUAUUGAAGGAUGGAUCGGUAGUUGCAGUUAAACGAGCUAUUAUAUCUGCUGACAUGAAGAAAAAUUCAAAAGAGUUCCACACCGAACUUGAUCUCUUGUCAAGAUUGAAUCAUGCACAUCUGCUUAAUCUACUUGGUUAUUGUGAAGAAGGCGAAGAGAGACUUCUGGUUUACGAGUACAUGGCCAAUGGAUCAUUGCAUCAACACCUUCACAGCAAGAACAAAACCGUCAAGGAGCAACUAGAUUGGGUUAAGAGAGUCACUAUUGCUGUACAGGCUGCUCGAGGAAUUGAAUAUUUGCACGGUUAUGCCUGUCCCCCUGUGAUUCAUCGAGACAUUAAGUCUUCAAAUAUACUCAUUGAUGAGGAACAUAAUGCUCGAGUAGCUGAUUUUGGCCUAUCUUUGUUGGGGCCUGCGAAUAGUAGCUCCCCUUUGGCUGAGUUACCCGCAGGCACACUUGGUUAUCUUGAUCCAGAGUAUUAUAGACUGCAUUACCUCACAACAAAGUCCGAUGUCUAUAGCUUUGGGGUUUUACUUUUGGAAAUUCUCAGUGGUCGAAAGGCCAUUGACAUGCAAUUUGAAGAGGGAAAUGUAGUUGAAUGGGCCGUUCCUUUGAUCAAAUCAGGAGAUAUUCAAGCGAUUCUAGAUCCAGACUUGACGCCUGCAACUGAUAUGGAAGCUUUAAAAAGAAUUGCAAAUGUGGCUUGUAAAUGUGUCAGGAUGAGAGGCAAAGAAAGGCCAUCAAUGGAUAAAGUAACGACAGCACUAGAGCAAGCUCUUGCUUUGCUAAUGGGGAGUCCAAGUAUUGAGCAACCAAUUCUGCCAACUGAAGUCAUUUUGGGAAGCAGUCGAAUGCAUAAAAAGUCAUCACAAAGAUCAUCAAAUCAGUCGGUUUCAGAAGCCGAUGUGGCAGAAAGUAGCGAGGAUCAAAGGAAUGAGUUCCGGGCUCCUUCGUGGAUUACUUUUCCAAGUGUUGCUUCUUCCCAGAGGAGGAAAUCUUCCGUUUCGGAGGCAGACGUUGAUGGGAAAAUAACAGAAGCUAGGAAUAUAGGAAAUGUAGGAAGCAUGGGUGAUGGAUUGAGAAGCUUGGAGGAAGAGAUUGGACCAGCUUCUCCUCAAGAAAACUUGUUUUUGCAACACAACUUCUAAUAUGAAGUUGGUUCAAGGAAGAAAUAUCAGGACAAGUAUGGGAGAAAAUUAGAGUAAUGUAAUCCCCUUGAUUACAUAUAUAUUAUUAGUGUCGCCUCCACUUUCGCACGCAUCUAAUAAUUCGUAACAUUCACUUUUGUAUUCGUAAUAUUUACUUUUGUAUUUGGUUCGCAAUGUCUUCUUCACUGCCUGACUCGUUUUUUAACCGAGUUAGGGGCACAUGCCCAAGAAUUUUUAUUGAAUAAUUAUAUAAUUUUCUACAA
Molecule: messenger RNA, 3650 nt
Organism: Daucus carota subsp. sativus
Lineage: Eukaryota; Viridiplantae; Streptophyta; Magnoliopsida; Apiales; Apiaceae
Product: serine/threonine-protein kinase-like protein ACR4
Exons: 1
Coding region: 625-3387 (920 amino acids)
Biological process (GO): protein phosphorylation
Molecular function (GO): ATP binding; protein binding; protein kinase activity
Source: RefSeq, a predicted model, not a curated record